AUGGCGUUAGAUCGAGCAGUUAAAGAUAAAAUCAAUUUAAAACAAGAUCCUGAACAGGAUAAAGCCGCACGCGAAUGGAUCGAAGCAGUUACAGGUGAGAAAUUUUCCACCGAUGAUUAUGCCGAAGCUCUUCACGAUGGUGUUCUUCUUUGCAAAUUAAUGAACAAACUCAAACCUGGUUCAAUCCCGAAAAUUCACACAUCGGGCGGUCCAAUGAAAUUACGCGAGAAUAUCGGACUUUUUCAAAGUGCUGCCCGUGCUUACGGAGUCAGUGAAAGUGAAGUUUUUCAAGCGGUGGAUUUAUUCGAUAAGCAAAAUAUUCAACAAGUUACCUUAUGUAUUUUUGCUUUGAAUCGUCUUGCGCAAAAGCAGAACUUCAGUGGACCAAAACUUAAUUAUCAAACAAAAUUACCGACUUAUGAUUGA
Messenger RNA from Adineta ricciae, 426 nucleotides. Lineage: Eukaryota; Metazoa; Rotifera; Eurotatoria; Adinetida; Adinetidae. The record is from the annotation of a GenBank genome assembly.